AUACCAAUAUCAUUAUCGCGCCUUUCCUUUCCUUCUUUUUUUUUUUUUUUUUUAUUUUACUUUAAUUGAAUUUUUCUUCUUAAAAUUAAACGAAUUGAUCAAAAUCGUUUCUUUCUCUAGAUUCUUAGCUCUUUGUUUGGCAACUUAGAAAGUGAAUAUGGAUUUCCAAUUUUUAAUCAAAUAGCAAAAUUGAAAAUUUGCAAUACUUUAUUUAUUUUUUUUAUAGGUGUUUAGGGUUUGUCUAUUUUCGCUUUCUCUCUCUUUCUCGGUUGUUUUGACUUGAGCUUUUGGUUUUGCUUCAAUCGUCGUUUGAUAUCUGCCAAUUUGUGAAUUGUGAUCAAUCUUUGUUUUGUUGGGAUCACACACAUAUAUAGAGAGAGGGUUAUAGAUGAUAGAGGAAGUGCAGCUGGAGGCAGUGGGUGCAGGGAAUCCGAGCGACUCUGAUCCUCUGCUGGAAAACAAGGCUGAUUCAUCAUCGCCGCCACCGGGAAGUUCGAGUGAGAUUAACAAUGAAGAAGAUACUGAGAAUGGUUCUAUUCCUUGUUGCCGCAUUUGUCUCGAGAGCGAUUGCGAACUAGGCGAUGAAUUAAUAUCUCCAUGCAUGUGCAAAGGCACCCAGCAGUUUGUUCAUCGUUCAUGCCUUGAUCAUUGGCGCUCAGUUAAGGAAGGAUUUGCUUUCUCUCACUGCACAACGUGCAAGGCCCAAUUUCAUCUUAGAGUUGCAUUGUUUGAGGACAGCUCAAGGCGAAAAGUAAAAUUCAGACUUUUUGUGACGAGGGAUGUUGUCAUUGUAUUUCUGGCUGUGCAAACUGUGAUUGCUGCAAUGGGUGGCUUUGCAUACCUUAUGGAUAAAGAUGGCACCUUUAGGAAUUCAUUCAGUGAUGGUUGGGAUCGAAUCUUGUCAAAACAUCCUAUACCAUUUUACUAUUGUAUAGGGGUACUAGCGUUCUUUGUGCUGCUUGGGUUUUUUGGCCUCAUACUACAUUGCUCCUCCCUCAAUAGUAAUGAUCCACAGAUGGCCGGUUGCCAGAACUGCUGUUAUGGAUGGGGAAUUCUGGAUUGCUUUCCUGCUUCUAUGGAGGCAUGCUUUGCCUUGGUUUUGGUUUUUGUUAUUAUCUUUGCCAUUCUAGGCAUAGCUUAUGGUUUCCUUGCUGCGACCAUGGCCAUUCAGAAGAUCUGGCAGAGACACUACCACAUCCUUGCUAAGAGGGAGUUAACAAAGGAAUACAUAGUAGAGGAUCUCCAUGGCUGCUAUACACCGCCAAAGUUGGAUUCAGAACAUGAAGAACGUCUGAAAGUGCUUAAGCUUUUAUAACGAUGGGUGGGUUUGUGAAGUUGUAAGACAUAUUCCUAUGUCCAUCUAAUUAGUCAGGUUUUUAAAGCUUCAUAAUGUUCCUUUCCGAGGUAAAGAAGCUGCAUUUUGUAUUUGUUUUGCAAGUUUAUCUAACAGAGCAAGGAUAAAAUAAAGUAUAUUCUCAUUUUUCUGUGAA
Molecule: messenger RNA, 1490 nt
Organism: Hevea brasiliensis (rubber tree)
Lineage: Eukaryota; Viridiplantae; Streptophyta; Magnoliopsida; Malpighiales; Euphorbiaceae
Exons: 6
Coding region: 389-1315 (308 amino acids)
Molecular function (GO): zinc ion binding
Source: RefSeq, a predicted model, not a curated record